AAAAAUAAUAAUAAUUGAACAAAUCGUUUGAGCUCUCUCCUUAUAUUCAGGCUCUCACCAUCUUUCAGUGUUCUCUCUCUCUCUCCUCAUUCGUCUCUUCAUUUACUCCAGCCCCCUUCUCUCUUCCCUAGCUGCCUUGGUUCAAGGAUUGGAUAAAAAUAAAAAAUCGAGGAGAUAAAAAAGGAGGCGUAAUUUAAUUACGAAACGAAAACACUCAACAGCAGAGAAUAUCAAUUCAAGCAUAUAUUCAGGCUUCAAGAAUAUCCAACCUUUGAUGAUGAUGCCGUCUUCCUCCGCAUUUCCGCACUCGACUGCCCUCUCAUCUUUGGGGUCAUCAUCAACCAUGACGAGCUCUCCGUGCGCAGCUUGUAAAUUCCUCCGGCGAAAGUGCCAGCCGGACUGCGUGUUCGCACCCUACUUCCCGCCCGACAACCCACAGAAAUUUGUGAACGUUCACAAGGUGUUUGGCGCCAGCAACGUGACGAAGAUCCUCAACGACCUCGAUCGCGACCAACGUGAAGAUGCUGUGAACUCCCUCGCCUAUGAGGCUGACAUGCGUCUCAAGGAUCCUGUCUACGGCUGUGUCGGCAUCAUCUCCAUCCUUCAGCACCAGCUGCGCCAGCUCCAGCUAGAUCUAACCCUAGCCAAGGCCGAGCUCUCCAAGUAUCAGAACCAGAACAUCACUAGCCCCAGCAACUAUCCACACUUCUUGAUGAGCAGAGAGAGCAGCGGCUCAGCUGGCUACUAUCAACAGCCGCAACAGCAUAUGAUAAUGUUAAGGAGCUAUGAGGUGGAGCUGGCAACAACCGCGACGAGGAUGGGAGUCAAUGGAGAGUAUGAUGCACCUGCAAUGGCCGGCAAUGGAACAUCAGCUGGGAGUGUAGGAGCUUGUGGAGGGCAGUUCUUCAAGACCACAGCUAAUGGUGACGCUAGAGAGGAGCGCCAUAGGUUCAGAAGUUUGCGAAGAUCAAUAGGUGGAAAUGAAACUUAAAUGACGUAAUUUCAUGAUAGGGUAUAUGGAGUUUCUUAGUUAUCCAUCAGCAGAAAAUAUAACUUUCAUGUCUGAUCAUCUUCCUUCCCUUUUAAUAUUUAGGUACUGUUAUCUUUCUUCCAGUCAACUUAGACAUUUUGUGUAUGAAGUAUACCUCCUUACCAAAUGCUUGUGCAAUGUGUUCUCUGGUUCUCAAUUAAUCACAUUUACUUAUGCCCUAAUGUUUUGAGUUAUAAAUCAAUAAGAACAAUGAACUAUUUUGCA
Asparagus officinalis (garden asparagus) is the source of this 1255-nucleotide messenger RNA. RefSeq names its product LOB domain-containing protein 6-like. The coding region runs from base 275 to 991 and encodes 238 amino acids. NCBI's taxonomy places the organism in Eukaryota, Viridiplantae, Streptophyta, Magnoliopsida, Asparagales, Asparagaceae. The transcript has 3 exons. The record is from RefSeq and is a predicted model, not a curated record.